Molecule: messenger RNA, 3388 nt
Organism: Lipotes vexillifer (Yangtze River dolphin)
Lineage: Eukaryota; Metazoa; Chordata; Mammalia; Artiodactyla; Lipotidae
Gene: UBE4A
Product: ubiquitination factor E4A
Exons: 20
Coding region: 115-3318 (1067 amino acids)
Biological process (GO): ubiquitin-dependent protein catabolic process; ERAD pathway; protein polyubiquitination
Cellular component (GO): nucleus; cytoplasm; ubiquitin ligase complex
Molecular function (GO): ubiquitin-ubiquitin ligase activity
Source: RefSeq, a predicted model, not a curated record
UGCUGAGUCGGAAGUGGGAACGCUUCGGCCGCUGAGGUUCUGUGGUGUCGUCGCUGCUGGCCCUCAGGCUCUGCCCCUCCCCCUAGGUCUGGAUGGAGGAUACUUUAAAGUGAAAUGACAGACCAGGAGAAUAACAACAACAUCUCAAGUAACCCCUUUGCUGCUCUUUUUGGCUCCCUGGCUGAUGCCAAGCAGUUUGCAGCAAUCCAAAAAGAGCAGCUGAAGCAGCAAUCUGAUGAACUCCCAGCCAGCCCAGAUGACUCAGAUAAUAGUGUGUCAGAGAGCCUGGAUGAAUUUGAUUACUCUGUGGCUGAGAUUAGCCGCUCAUUCCGUUCACAGCAGGAAAUAUGUGAGCAGCUCAACAUCAAUCACAUGAUCCAAAGGAUCUUCCUCAUCACUCUGGACAACAGUGACCCAAGCCUGAAAAGUGGGAAUGGCAUCCCCAGCCGUUGUGUGUAUUUGGAAGAAAUGGCAGUAGACCUGGAAGAUCAAGACUGGCUUGAUAUGAACAACGUAGAGCAGGCCGUCUUCACUCGCUUAUUACUUCAAGAUCCAGGCAACCACUUGAUUAACAUGACCUCUUCUACAACGUUGAAUCUCUCUGCUGAUCGAGAUGCAGGGGAGAGGCACAUUUUUUGUUACCUUUAUUCCUGUUUCCAAAGAGCCAAGGAAGAGAUUACCAAAGUUCCAGAGAACCUGCUACCCUUUGCAGUGCAGUGCAGGAACCUCACUGUGUCCAAUACCCGAACAGUUCUCCUCACUCCCGAGAUCUAUGUUGACCAAAACAUCCACGAGCAACUGGUAGAUUUGAUGUUGGAAGCCAUCCUAGGAGGCCAUUUUGAAGGUGUAGCUGAGUUUCUGGAUGAGGUCAUCGAAGCCUUGAUACUGGAUGAGGAAGUUCGAACAUUUCCAGAAGUCAUGUUUCCAGUGUUUGAUAUUUUAUUGGGCCGAAUAAAAGAUCUAGAACUCUGCCAGAUCCUGUUGUACGCAUAUCUGGACAUUCUUCUGUAUUUCACUAGGCAAAAGGAUAUGGCAAAGGUUUUUGUAGAAUACAUUCAGCCCAAGGAUCCUAGUAAUGGGCAGAUGUACCAGAAGACCUUGCUGGGAGUAAUCCUGAAUAUCUCCUGCUUAUUAAAGACUCCGGGUGUAGUAGAAAAUCAUGGCUACUUCCUGAAUCCAUCUCGUUCCAGUCCUCAGGAGAUCAAAGUACAAGAGGCCAACAUUCACCAGUUCAUGGCUCGGUUCCAUGAAAAGAUCUACCAGAUGUUGAAGAACUUACUCCAGCUCUCUCCAGAAACCAAACACUGUAUCUUGUCCUGGCUUGGAAACUGUUUGCAUGCAAAUGCAGGCCGCACCAAGAUUUGGGCCAAUCAGAUGCCAGAAAUCUUCUUCCAAAUGUAUGCCUCGGAUGCCUUCUUUCUGAAUUUGGGUGCUGCUCUCCUGAAGUUAUGCCAGCCAUUUUGCAAACCCAGAUCCUCUCGGCUCCUCACCUUUAAUCCCACUUACUGUGCCCUGAAGGAGUUGAAUGAUGAAGAACGAAAAAUAAAAAAUGUACACAUGAGAGGUUUGGACAAAGAAACCUGUUUGAUCCCAGCUGUGCAGGAGCCAAAGUUUCCCCAGAACUACAACCUGGUAACAGAAAACCUUGUCCUGACAGAGUACACCUUGUACUUGGGAUUUCACAGGUUGCAUGAUCAGAUGGUAAAAAUCAACCAAAAUCUGCAUCGGCUGCAGGUAGCCUGGCGGGAUGCUCAGCAAAGUUCUAGCCCUGCUGCUGACAACCUCCGUGAGCAGUUUGAACGACUGAUGACCAUCUAUCUUUCUACUAAGACUGCCAUGACUGAACCGCAAAUGCUGCAAAACUGCCUAAAUUUGCAGGUGUCCAUGGCUGUUCUCCUAGUUCAACUGGCCAUAGGCAAUGAAGGCUCACAGCCGAUAGAGCUAACUUUUCCUUUGCCAGAUGGCUACAGUUCUUUGGCUUACGUGCCAGAAUUUUUUGCAGAUAACUUGGGUGAUUUCCUCAUUUUUCUCCGCCGCUUUGCCGAUGACAUCUUGGAGACAUCAGCAGAUUCCCUGGAACAUGUCCUUCAUUUUAUCACCAUUUUCACUGGAAGCAUAGAAAGGAUGAAGAAUCCCCACCUAAGGGCCAAACUCGCUGAGGUGUUGGAAGCAGUGAUGCCCCACAUGGAUCAGACCCCAAAUCCCUUGGUAUCCAGUGUGUUCCACCGGAAACGUGUGUUCUGCAACUUUCCCUAUGCAUCCCACCUUGCAGAAGCUCUAAUCAAGGUCUUUGUGGACAUUGAGUUUACAGGAGACCCCCAUCAGUUUGAGCAGAAGUUUAAUUACCGCCGCCCCAUGUAUCCCAUCCUCAGGUACAUGUGGGGAACAGAUACCUAUCGAGAGAGCAUUAAGGAUUUGGCUGACUAUGCCUCUAAGAAUUUAGAAGCCAUGAAUCCCCCACUUUUCCUCCGCUUUCUUAACCUGCUAAUGAACGAUGCCAUCUUCCUUUUGGAUGAAGCCAUACAGUAUUUGAGCAAGAUAAAAAUUCAACAAAUUGAGAAGGACCGAGGUGAAUGGGACAGUCUGACUCCAGAAGCUCGCCGAGAGAAGGAGGCUGGCCUGCAGAUGUUUGGACAGCUGGCACGUUUCCAUAACAUCAUGUCCAAUGAAACAAUUGGUACCCUUGCCUUUCUGACAUCAGAGAUCAGAUCCCUCUUUGUGCAUCCUUUCCUGGCUGAGCGCAUCAUCUCCAUGCUGAACUACUUCCUGCAGCACCUGGUUGGCCCCAAGAUGGGGGCCUUAAAAGUCAAGGACUUCAGUGAAUUUGACUUCAAACCCCAGCAGCUCGUUUCAGAUAUCUGCACCAUCUACUUAAAUCUUGGGGAUGAGGAGAAUUUCUGUGCCACUGUGCCCAAGGAUGGACGUUCCUAUUCCCCAACUCUCUUUGCACAGACAGUCCGAGUCCUGAAGAAAAUAAAUAAGCCUGGGAAUAUGAUUGUGGCUUUCAGCAACUUAGCAGAGAGAAUCAAGUCUCUAGCAGACCUCCAGCAACAGGAAGAGGAGACCUAUGCAGACGCCUGUGAUGAGUUUCUGGAUCCCAUCAUGAGCACACUGAUGUCUGACCCUGUGGUGCUGCCGUCUUCCAGAGUCACUGUGGAUAGAUCCACCAUUGCCAGACAUUUGCUCAGUGACCAAACAGAUCCCUUUAACCGUAGUCCCCUCACCAUGGACCAGAUCCGGCCAAACACAGAACUAAAAUCAAAAAUCCAACGGUGGCUCGCAGAGAGGAAACAACAACAAAAGGAGCAACUUGAAUAAAUACUGUGACCUAAACAAACCAAAAACCAACCCCAGAGUGUAGAUAAACAGUUGUUUGUGGUUUCUCCCU